Molecule: messenger RNA, 675 nt
Organism: Bemisia tabaci
Lineage: Eukaryota; Metazoa; Arthropoda; Insecta; Hemiptera; Aleyrodidae
Source: RefSeq, a predicted model, not a curated record
AUGGAGGAUGAAAAUAAGGAUGAUUUCGACUUGCCUUUGGCAGAGUUCGCUCCCAUAAUUGAGGAAUCAACUGCGAAGAACGCUUUAUUAACUACCGCUCCCCGCAAUAUGAAAUCGGAGAUACCUUGGAUAACAGGUCUAAAUGCUGCUGAGCAUCUUGAUUACCCAGAAAAGUUUUUGAAGAUAGUUGAAAAUAAGAAUUUGAAUCUCACUGAACAAUUCGAUGUAUUUUUGAAGAAAUGGCUGUCUUACGGCUUUAACAUUUCUGACGAAAAAAUUCCGGCGAUAGCAACAAAAAUUAAGGAAUUCUACUUCGGAAAAGGAAACUCAAUAAAUAAGAAAAAUAUCAAACAACUGGAUCUGGUUAUUGGUGAUGGGAUAGGUGCAGGUCAUUUGGAUAAUCUACUGAGUCUUUUUCCGAGCACUGAAACAUUUCCCAAAAGACACCUAUCUCCGCUGGAUACGCGACUUUCUAAAAAGAUGGUCAGUCUAUGGACACGAUUUGCCAAAUACGGAAAUUUCACACCAAAUGAGUGGGAGCCAUAUAAAAGAGGGAGCAACAGCCUUAAGAGUUUACACAUCUCUGCUGAAGGAUUUAUUCAAGAAGAAGAUCUUUUAAAGGAGAGGGCAAACUUUUGGAGAUCAUUCAAUAAAAAUACACCUCUUCAACGAUAA